AUGCCUACAAAACCGAAGUUUAGUUUGUGCUGUUCUGAAGGAAGAGUUGAACUCCCUCUAUUGAAAGAACCUCCACCCUUUCUUGGAAAAUUACUCAAUAUUAAUAGUGAUCAGAGAUCAAUAAACUUUCAACUAGGGAUAAGAAUCUACAACUCUCUCUUUGCUUUCACUUCUUUGGGGGGUAAUGUUGAUAGAUCAGUGAAUAAUGGUUCUGGUCCAUAUGUGUUUCGUGCAAAUGGUCAAACUCAUCAUAGAAUUGGAUCACUUCUUCCUAUCCAUGGCCAAAAACCUAAGUUUGCACAGCUUUAUAUUUAUGAAACUGAUAAUGAAGUUAAAAAUAGAAUUGAUGCAGUUAUACAUGAAGAUGAUAGAAAUUAUGUGGAUCCAGAUAUUGUUACCGGGUUGAUGGAAAUUUGCAAUUCUGGUGAAAGGCAAUAUGACUUACCUGUAACGUCUGAGACAGUUGGUCUUAUUGUUGGAGAUUUUGAUAUUGAAAGUUCUGAUAGAGAUAUUAUUGUUGAGAAUCAAAGUUUAGGAUUGCAACGUAUAAAUGGAACUCAUCCAAGCUUUAUGGCAUUGCAAUAUCCAUUACUUUUUCAGUAUGGUGAGGAUGGGUAUAUGCUUGGUAUACCUUAUAGGAAUUUGAAUGGGAGCAAUUCUAGAAAAAGGGAAUCAAUAACAAUGAGAGAAUACUAUGCUUAUAGGCUUCAACAACGCUUUCAUGAGGGCAAGACAUUGUUGCUUGGUAGGAGGCUUUUUCAACAAUUUAUAGUGGAUGCAUACACUUCUAUCAAAGAAGAAAGACUACAAUGGGUUAGAUUCAAUCAAAAAAAAUUGAGGUCAGAGCUGUACUAUGGUUUGAAAGAUGCCGUUCUUCAUGGUGAUACAGAUCCCAUUAUUGUAGGCAAACGAAUAGUCCUACCAUCGUCAUUUACUGGAAGUCCAAGAUGGGCAGGUUACCCAGAUUUAUUUCUUACAUUUACUUGCAAUCCAAAAUGGCCAGAGAUCAAUCAUUCCUUAGAAUUUAUAGGAGGCCUGAAAUAUGAGGAUCGGCCAGAUAUUGUAGCAAGAGGACUCCCACAUGCACAUAUUCUUCUAUUCUUGGAUCCAAAGGAUAAGUGUCCAAGUCCAACAGACAUUGAUGGUAGCAUUAUGGCUGAGAUACCACAUCUAGAUGAGGAUCCUGUUGCUAAUGAAGCUGGAUCAAAUAGAGCAACAGUUGUUGUAGAAGAGAAUUUGCCAAAUAUUGGGCGUGAUGGACAAGAGACCGACAUUGUUGUUGAUGAGACAAAAGCAUACUUGGAUUGUAGAUAUAUUUCAGCUUCUGAAUCAUGUUGGAGAAUAUUUGAAUUUCUAAUUCAGUUUCGAUAUCCACUUGUUGAAAGAUUAAAUUUUCAUUUGGAAGACGAACAUCCCAUCAUUUAUCUGGAAAAUACAAGCUUGGAUAAUGUUUUAAAUAUACCUGGUAUUGAAGAAACAAAGUUUACAGAAUGGAUGAAAACAAAUGAGGCUUUUGAAGAUGCUCGAGAGUUGACUUAUGCUGAAUUGCCUACAAAAUGGGUAUGGCAUAGUAAUGAUAAGCAAUGGCAAAGAAGGAAAUAUAAAUAUUGUAUCGGAAGAGUGUAUUACGCACAUCCUUCAAGUGGUGAAAGGUUUUAUUUGAGAAUGUUGCUUAACAUUGUCAAAGGUCCAAGAAACUUUAAAGAAUUAAGGACUAUAAACGAUGUUACUUAUCCAACUUAUAAGGAAGCCUAUUAUGCACUUGGACUUCUUGAUGAUGACAAAGAAUGGCAUGAUUCCCUAAUUGAAGCUUCUAGUUGGGCUAGUGGGCAACAAUUGCGUCAACUAUUUGUUACAAUGCUAUUGUUCUGUGAAGUAGCUGAUCCAUUAAGUCUUUGGGAAUCCAACUGGAAAUUGAUUACAGAAGAUAUACUAAAUAGGCAAAGGCAUAUCCUCCAAUUCCAAGAACUAAUUUUAUCAGAUGACCAAUUGAGAAAUUAUGGAUUGUAUGAAAUCGAACAAAUCCUCCAACAAUAUGGAAGAUCACUUAGAGAUUAUCCACAAAUGCCCCAGCCAAAUAUGGAUCUUAUUCAGAAUGGGAAUAGACUUAUUCAAGAAGAAAUGUCGUAUGAUGUAUCAAGUUUGAAAAGAGAACAUGAGAUCCUAAUUUCUGGCCUAAACAAUGAACAGAGAAUAAUCUACAAUUCUAUAAUGGAAGCAGUUGCUACUGAAAGAGGGGGAAUGUAUUUUGUCUAUGGAUAUGGUGGAACGGGUAAAACAUAUCUUUAUAGAACCAUCAUGUCUGGUAUAAGAUCAAAAGGAAAAAUUGCUCUUGCUAUUGCGUCUUCAGGAAUUGCUGCUUUGUUGCUUCUUGGUGGAAGGACUGCUCACUCGAGAUUUCAUAUCCCAAUUAAUGUAAAUGAUGACUCUACCUGUGACAUAAAGCAAAGAACACAAGCAGCAGAACUUCUCACAAAAACAAGUAUUAUACUUUGGGAUGAAGCACCGAUGGCACAUAGGAAUUGUUUUGAAGUUGUUGACCGUACGUUACGAGAUAUACUACAAAUUGAAGAUCCUCAAAAUGCUGAAAAAACUUUUGGUGGUCAAGUUGUAGUUCUAGGGGGUGAUUUUUGA
Molecule: messenger RNA, 2634 nt
Organism: Quercus lobata
Lineage: Eukaryota; Viridiplantae; Streptophyta; Magnoliopsida; Fagales; Fagaceae
Exons: 5
Coding region: 1-2634 (877 amino acids)
Biological process (GO): DNA repair; telomere maintenance
Molecular function (GO): DNA helicase activity
Source: RefSeq, a predicted model, not a curated record